AUGGCGAUAGGACAUGUCUUGUGUUGUUGUACAAAUUUGAUAAACUUAUUGUACAACAAUCCCAUCAAACCAAAUAGUAAUGGAUUUUAUAGCGAUCAUAUACCACUCUACUUCAAAACCAAGAGUUCUCUAUCAAACAUAAAUCCCGAUGGAAAUGGAUUUUACUGGUGUUAUGGUCAAGAUAGGUUAUUAAAACAAUGUCUUGGCCCAGGAGUUAAGUGUGGAUGUAGUCUUACAUUUAACAAUCCAAUUAGUUCACUGCAUGUUGCUAGUCUGCUGCUAGCGGGUGAUCUUGCCAUAAACCUGGGCCUGAAUUACACCAUAAAUAACGAAACAGAUCAACAAUCAAGCGGCAUAGGCAGAGCGAAAAAGAUUCCUAUCUUGUACGCUAAUGCCCGAA
Paramuricea clavata is the source of this 400-nucleotide messenger RNA. The record is from the annotation of a GenBank genome assembly. Lineage: Eukaryota; Metazoa; Cnidaria; Anthozoa; Malacalcyonacea; Plexauridae.